CUUUGUGCAUGUGUGGGUGAGGCGGGUUGCGGGUGACGUACAAGUGAUAUCGAACCGUGGUCAAGAAUAUGGCAGAGCUACUGCUAGAUCCUGAUAUUAGAAUAUGGGUGUUCUUGCCCAUAGUAGUUCUCACAUUCUUAAUUGGCAUUGUCAGACAUUAUCUGUCAAUUCUAAUAUCUUCACCAAAGAAAGUUGAGCUCCAGCAAAUGCAAGACAGCCAAGCACUGAUCCGUGCUCGCUUGCUGAGAGAGAAUGGAAAGUUCCUGCCACAGCAGGGAUUCGCCAUGCGGAAACAUUUCUUCAACAAUGAAGAUGUUGGUUUCUUUAAGACACAGAAGCGAGCGCCUGUUGCGCAGAACCCGAUGACUGACCCCAACAUGAUGACGGAGAUGUUGAAAGGAAACCUGACAAACGUACUUCCCAUGAUCCUCAUUGGCGGUUGGAUCAACUGGACGUUCUCCGGUUUCGUCACCACCAAGGUGCCAUUUCCGCUGACGCUGCGCUUCAAGCCGAUGCUACAGCGCGGCAUCGAGCUGCUCUCGCUAGACGCCGCCUGGGUGUCAUCCGCCUCCUGGUAUUUUCUCAACGUGUUCGGCCUGCGCAGCAUCUACGCCCUGGUGCUGGGCGAGAACAACGCGGCCGACCAGGCUCGCCUGAUGGCCGAGCAGAUGCAGGGCCCCGCGGCUGCCAUGCCGCAGGAUCCCAAGGCCGCCUUCAAGGCCGAGUGGGAGGCGCUCGAAGUGUGCGAGCACCGAUGGGCGCUGCGGUACGCCGAGACCGAGCUGCUCGGACCGGGUCUCACACAGGGCGAGACCAUCUAUCAUCAAAAUAUGCUCCUCUAGGGCGAUAUGUGUGUAGCCGGCCAGUUGAAGAUGGACGCGUUUGGGACUAGGUGUGGGCCGUUGUUCCCCUUGGUCGAUGUAUUUAGGGUCCGGUUUAGUGUAAGAUGCGUGUUGGUUAUGUGAUUCAUGUUUUGCUGCCAGGCAUAGGCUUGUAUAAAUCGAUUAGAACAGAUUUGUAAUUAGCACAUGUUAUUUGUGUUUGUGAUGAAUUCUGGUGACCCAUUAAUAUCUGCAACCUACCCAAGGUUCAUUUGUCGUACAAAAAUACACAUACAAUAUGGAAAA
Pollicipes pollicipes is the source of this 1127-nucleotide messenger RNA. Its product is annotated as ER membrane protein complex subunit 3. Bases 69 to 842 code for a protein of 257 amino acids. Gene Ontology annotation, biological process: protein folding in endoplasmic reticulum. Lineage: Eukaryota; Metazoa; Arthropoda; Thecostraca; Pollicipedomorpha; Pollicipedidae. The record is from RefSeq and is a predicted model, not a curated record. Gene Ontology annotation, cellular component: membrane; EMC complex. The transcript has 5 exons.